UCCCGCCAGCAGCCCAUAUCGCGACCAGUCUACCAAAAGUAACAUCAACGCGACUUCCAUAUCAAAAUGUUCGGAGGAUUCCAGCCCCCUGCCCUCUCCCGCGAGGAGCUCCAGGCCGCCGAGGCCGAGGCCACCUUCACCAUUCAACGUGCCGUCUUUACUGCCGUUGCUCUUUACCUCUCUCCCUUCGUUAUCGACGCCGUUAGCAAGGUUCUCUAAAUAUUCGUACUUAGACACCAAUCAAUCCCACGAGUUGUAUCAAUGAGCGACGACAGCCUUAUGGAAACAAAUACGUUGCAUUAAACGGCCCGCCUGCGGUGCCUGAGCUCCGAUGUUCCCACGCCGAUAAGAAAACGAUAAGGAAUAAUGAUACCCAUCUGGCGCGGACAUUUUUCCUCUGGUUGUACGAUAUGUGUCAAAACUCUCGGAAUGAAGCAAUUUCUCUUUUGGACUGGGAUACUUCUAGGGACGCUGUGCGGACCUCCGUUGAUGGCGGUAAACCGUACUCUCGCCGAAUGGAGGUAGUGUGUUUUGCCGAUAAUCUAGGCUUGAGAGCGUGCCACAUUCUUUUGACAGCCGUCGAAGAGCUUGUACGUGUUUGUCCGACACCUUUAGCUGUGCACUUCAAAAUGAUAAUUCGACGACCUUGUACGGUACGCACAGAGA
This is a messenger RNA of Neurospora crassa OR74A, 666 nucleotides long. It is a transcript of the gene tom5, whose product is annotated as outer mitochondrial membrane translocase 5. The transcript has 3 exons. Bases 67 to 219 code for a protein of 50 amino acids. Gene Ontology annotation, cellular component: mitochondrial outer membrane translocase complex; mitochondrial outer membrane. The record is from RefSeq and is a predicted model, not a curated record. Gene Ontology annotation, molecular function: transmembrane protein transporter activity. NCBI's taxonomy places the organism in Eukaryota, Fungi, Ascomycota, Sordariomycetes, Sordariales, Sordariaceae.